This is a messenger RNA of Cylicocyclus nassatus, 969 nucleotides long. The record is from the annotation of a GenBank genome assembly. Lineage: Eukaryota; Metazoa; Nematoda; Chromadorea; Rhabditida; Strongylidae.
AUGAACCACUACGCCACAAUCGUUGACAAUCCGGACUUUGAUCCCGUCGUGUAUGCUAAGGAGCUCGAUCGUGCUGCAAGAGCCAACGACAAGGAUUUUAUCGUCAAUAUGCUGACCUCAAUCAGCAACGAACAGCGUCAAAUGAUGCGUGACCAAUACAAGACCAAGUACGAAAAGGACGUUACCUCUGCACUAGAAGGCUUAUUGGGUGGAGAUCUUGAGAAGACUAUACUUGCACUUAUGGAUACCCCUCUGGAAUAUGAUGUCAAGCAGCUGAAACAGGCCAUGAAGGGCUCUAGCACGGAUGCAUUGACAUUAGUCGAAAUUUUCUGCUCUCGCACUCCCGACCAACUUGCUGCAAUUCGAAGCUAUUAUGAGGAACAAUAUGGUGUACCGCUGGAGAAGGAUGUGGGUACAGCAGACGUUACAUCUGGAGAGUUCAAAGAUCUCUUCGUAGCGCUUGUCACUGGGAGCAAGGACACCAGCGAUGAAGUCGAUGACCAGCAGGCUAAAGAUGACGCUGCACGACUUUACGGCGAUGGUAAAGCAAUGUUGGUUAGCAAAGGUGCACCAUCAUACUUUUUGAACAUCCUUGCCUCUCAGAAUGAAUAUCAGCUGAGAAAGGUAUUUGAGAAUUUCGCUGAUCUUUCUGGAAUCACAAUCGAGAAGGCAAUCGAAAAUGAAUUCAAAGGUGAUUUGCAAAAAAGCUUUCUCACCAUCGUCAAAGCAGCCACUGACAAGCAGAAAUUUUUUGCCGAACAACUGUACUAUUCCAUGAAGGGUUUGGGAACACGUGAUAAUGACUUGAUCCGUGUGUUGGUCAGUCGCUCAGAAGUUGAUCUUGAUCUUAUCAAGAAUGAGUUCGAGAUGAUGUACAACACUCCACUGAUUGAUAUGAUUAAGGGCGACACUUCAGGGCAAUAUCGCGACGCGUUGCUCGCCCUUAUAACAGGAAAUCGCCGAUACUGA